GGUACAGUUAUUAUGCCCAUUUUUACAGAUGGUGAAAACUGAGACUGAAAGAGGGUGACCCACUCAGUGUUACACAACCCAUAAGUUUCUGGAGCAGCAAGACCUGAAUUUGGAUCCAGCCCUCUAUGAACUAUGCCAUCUAACUACAGCAUUCCAUGUUGUGUGUAUGUUUGUGGCAAUGUGAAUUUGAUUAAUGUACAAUCAUUCUAAUCAUAAAGUGCAGAUCUACAAGUUAUAGCUUAUGGAUAAACAUAGCAAUUCUCUUCCUUCAACAGGAAAAAAGAGAAAUGUUGGAUCUUGUUGCUUUAGGGUCUUUUCUAGAACUAAUAUUCUGUGAUCCUCUGGAAAUGCCUUAUGUGUCUGAUAGUUACCUAAGAGUUACUCCACCCUUAUGAGGGAGUAGCAAAUUUCCUUCUCCGCCCAAGAGCAGUAAAUGUUAAGUGUACAAGUAUUGCUAUAGCAACUUCUCAGCUGAGCUUGUCUGCCCAGUGGAAAUUCACAAGUAGUAGGUGAGUGAAUGGAUUCACAGAAUCUCCAUUCACCUGAAUAAAAUGCUAGGUUGAAUUUAGGGGGGUUUCCCCCCUUUUCCUUUUUUUUUCCUUUUUCCCAAAGCAGAUUAAAAAAAAGAAAAAAAGAACAAAGAACUUGUCCGCUCAAGGAAGCCUCAUCUUUGUUACUAAGACAAGAAAACUCCAGUCUUUCAGGAGGCAGAGACAGCAGAUAAGACACAGAACAUGGAUGAAAUUUAUAAGACCACCUCCACCGAGAGGAUCCAGCAGUUGGAAAAAGAACUGGAGGUUCAGUUGGCUAAACUUAAGACAGAAAUACAAGAACACGGAGCUCUUAAGAGAUCACCUCACCGGACUUACAGCUCUAUCCGGUUACCAAAGGAUGUUUCUUACUUUAGAAAAGAGAGAGAACUGGCAUUAAGGAAAAGUUUACAGGUGGCUGAAUCAAAGCCCCUUGUUAUUCAAGCAGAUGUCCUGCAGAGGGAGCUAGAAAGCUGUUUAAGGAAAGAGUACACAGUUGAAAACUUACCUUUGCUUCUGCAUCAGUUUUACACAGAGAGAAUCACCCAGUUGGUCCAGAGCAAAUACUUAUACAUGCUAAGGUGGAAGAGAUUCUGCCAGCAUAGCAGCAUCAUGGAACAACUUUAUCCUCUUUACCAGGAGCAAGUUGGCCACAUUAUGCAGGAGUACAAUGAUGCUGUUCAGAGAGCUGAGAGGCUGGCGGUUGCCCGAGAAAACUUACUCACGGGAAAGAUUAAUCCUGGGCACUUGGUAACACAAGAAGAUCUGGUUAUCUAUACCAAGUGGCUAGUGUGUCACCUACAUUCACUUAGAAACAUUCACAGCUACCUGAGGGUGUUACAGUACCUGCCCAUAUCUGACAGGUUGGAAGUAGCUGUACGGGAACACCCUGAGCUGGGCCAAGAAAAUGGAGAUCUAUACACUGGACUUAUAGACUCCGAGUCUCUGUCUGCUGACAACCACUCUUCUGGAUAUCCAACUUCUUCAGUUACCAGCUCUUCAGGGUCGGUCAGAAAAGAAACUACCUCUCUUCUGCCCCACCAUAAAACAGAAGCUGCAGAACUGAAGCCUCAGCUAGAACUCCUUCUGGCUCAUUUCAACAUCUGCUACAACACAGAGAAUCUAAAGAAUUCUGCUGAUGAGAUGGAGCUCUUUUUCCUGGUUGUUCAGAAGUUUCAGAGUAUCUUCCGUGAACAACAGAGAUUGAAAAUAUUCCCAGCCUAUGAUGUCAAGGUGGCUAAAGUUGAACACCAGGAUUUAUUAAAACCCAGCAGAGCCUUAAAAAAGACAGCCAACUGGAUUCCCUUCAUAAAGAUUAAGCCAAAACAUGAUCCGUGGCAGCAGAAGCUUUUGACCAAACUAAAGGAACGAAAUAGAAUCGAUGCAUUGAUGCAACUGUACACCAAGUUUUUGAAGGUUUCCAGUCCACUGCCAGUGAUGGAGGCAUUGCAGGCUCAUGCAUCAGCAACCCUGGAGCCAGCUUCAGGGCUUCAUUCCUUUGUGAAUCCCCAGGGUUUGGACCAGCAUGCCUAUGAUCAAAUCUGGGAGGAAAUUUAUAGCCACAUGAACCUUUACCAGGGAGAAAAUGCUGAGGAGGAAGAUCUUUCCAUGGAAGGCAGUGACAGUGAUGGACCCCAAAUCAGUCUCAGCCAGUAUGCUGGGGGAUCUUUGAGGAAGAAGAAACAAACAGGGUACAGUUACCUUGGGACCCUACAACUGCUAGGAUUGGGUGAAGCUGAUGAGACUGGUGAUAAAAACCCCAUCAUGAUGAGAGGAGCCUAUCUGUCCUUCCUCUAUCUCCGACACUUGAGAAUCAGAGAACUCCAGCAUACCUGCUUAGGAAUUCUGAAUUAUUUCAGAUCUGUCGAGCGAACCUUAACAAUCCACACCUCCGGCCUUACAUCAAAUACAGGGAAUCUAGUCUAUAGUGGUGAAGAUGCCUCUUGGGUAAAUACUGCAAAAGGAGCAGGUUGUGGUGCUGUUCAGGGCCUGGGAUCUCACCACUAUGUGCAUUAUACACCAGCAGACUACAAGGUCCAGAGCACGCAAUUCAUGGAAUUCUCAGACGUGGAGAAUCAGGAUGACUUCUACACUGUGGGAGAUGGAUACAUCCAUGUCCAGGACCAGCAGGGGGCUUACGUGAUGUACGACUGUGCCUUACAAGAUCUGGAGGAACUCGAGAGCCAGCUGCUUCUCCUAGUGAGCCAUUACAUUGAGAGAGAGAAAAGCCACAAAGUGGGCAGCAAAUCCAGGGGCAGCAGCCUCUCAGCAUGGGCCCAUGCAAGCGUGGAUCGAUUUGCAAUACUAUUUGACGUAUGGACUUGGGAAGCUACUCUUCUAGAAAACAAACGCCAGCUCCUUGACAGUUAUUUUGAAGCUUAUCAACAUGUCUUUGAUCAGGAAGAGAGAACUGCCUUGGCACAGGUGAUGACGGACAUCAUGCACCGACGCCCCCGGUUCGAUUUUAGCCACCCUUAUUUCAGGAAGACCUACAGGGAUGAGUGCAUCAGCCUGAGGCUUCAUCUGCAGCUGGUGAGGGACAUAUUCAACAGGCAUAUAGAGUCACAACGGGAAUAUGUCCAAAGAAUAUGGCGAGAUGGUCAGAAAGGUAGUAUCAAUACAUUUGGACUUCCUCCAGACAUAAUUUGCAAGCAACUUAUCUCUAUUAACAAUAGCUGCCCAGCUUUAAAAAGCAUUUACCUGUUGGAGUUCCAUCCUUCCCUCGGCCUGGCCUCCCUCAUCCCUACAGCUCUACAGCACCUUUUCCAAGAGUUUUGCCACAUCUACAGGCCCCACACAGCUCACGGCAUCACCAUUCUGGAGAAACAGGUGCUCCAACUGGCUCUGGACACUUGGCAGUCUGUGAGAAAGCCUGAGUCUCUCUACAGUGCUCAGCUUCAGAAAGACUUAUUUUCAGAUGCAGUGAUGGGAGAUCCCUUUCUCGUAGUUGACAUAGGCAUGCUGGUUCUAGAGUCUGAAGCAGGGGAAGGAAAGAAACAAAGUAGAGAUUCUCAAGCUUUUCUUCUGGAGACCUUCUCCAGACUUUUGGAACUCUUGACUCUCCGCUACCGACUGAUAGAAAUGAGUGUGGAAACUGCACACUUAGCCCGGUUGUACAAGAUAUUUGCCCAAGAGAUGGGCUUUGAUGAAUUCCAUUUGUACUUGAGGCCAGUCUACUUUGAAUUCGCAUCACAUAAGGAGAAGGCAGACCAGCCACCUCCAAUGUUCAUUACAGCUCUGCUGGAAGAUAAUAGACGGGCAGACAGAUAUACUCCCUCUACACUUCAAUUGGCCAUCUCUGAGGUGGAUGAUAAUCAUAUUGGAAAAUUUAGUUUUCACAAAAAAGAAAGCAUUUCUCAGCUCUUGUUCCAUUCAGGAGUGGAAAACAUGCAAGUGACUCUCGCUUGCCAGACUACUCAUAAAAAUGCUCUGAUGGUCACUGCCCAGCAGGCCGCCUUUUGCCACAGCCCACAUUCGCUCUGCCCCGUGGACAGACAGGAAGGAAAUUCUCAUCUGAGGAGCCAUGAUGGGGCAGGUUCAACUCAUAGAUAUGCCAGCCCUGGGAACGGCAGAGAAAGUGCAUCAUUGGCCACAGCCCGCAAAGUCUCAGGCUCACUCAUCCACCCUACCCCAGGAGCCCUGCCUACUAAAAGGACCCCAGAGGCUUUUGUGUCCAUUCAGCUGGAAAAGCUGGGGCUACGUGACAUGAUGCUGAACACCUUCCUCCAAAGAAAGGAGACCAUGAGCAAGCGAGGGAAGAAGGCUGAUGAAAUUGGGAAAGUCAAGCGGGAAGUGAUUGUAGAAUACUGUGAGAAGCUGAAUCAUCGCAUGUCUCAGUACUCUCUCAGGGGGCAGAUCAUUGCCUACUGUAACAGCCUAAGAGCCCUGUUGGAGGAAUUCCCUACCAUCAGAAAUACCUUCUUCAUGGUUGGGCAGCCACAAGAGAGAACGAAAGAGAAGGACUCCAAGGAAAGCAUCCAAGCUAACCCCCAGAAAUUUCAGCCCCGGCCACGAUGCUUGCUGUCUUCAGACGGAAGAACCUUCCUCAAUUUAUGGUUCAUACCCCAUCACUUGGAGGUGCUGAUCAUGUUCAAAACUCUGCCAGAAAAGGAAGCCUGUAGAGCCCUUAAGCUCACUCUGAGGAUUAUAGCCUCCCUGCAUGACAUCGUUGCCUAUCUCUUCAGCUUUGCUAAACUUGGAAGUGGCGAGGAACGUUUUGAUUUUCCUCUAAGUCCCAAACCUCUAAAAGCUGACUGGGGAGGAAUUGAAGGCAUUGGGGCUGAACUUAGAGAUGUGCAAAGAAUGAUAGACAGCCUUCAGAACCCCCAGGAUCCUAACCAAGUGGCCCAGUCACUAAUGACCCGAAGAGAAGUUAUGUUUCUACAGUUUGAUGUGGCGGUGAGACACCUUAUUCGAGGAACAUUUUUGCUCGCUGGAAACGUUUCUGCUUACCAGGCUGUCACAGAUUCCUUGUUCCACGGGUUACAACCAAUGAGCAACAAUCUUGUGAAGUCUGUAUUUGCUUCACAACCCUGUCUUCCCCAGCCAGUUGAUCCAAAGAGCCACCAGGCAUUCGUGCUAUUUCCUUGGAGGGCAUUCCUAUCAGAUGGAGGACCAUUUCCAGUUAUCCUCAGCAGCCCAGACCCCCUAGAAUAUAAUAUGCAGUUAUGCCUGUGUGGACUGAAUGACCAAGAUCGAAAAGUUGCCCACGGGGAGCUGGUGUCCGUGCAGGUAGCGAUGGAGGAUGUGCUCCUGAGCAGCUACGACAGGAUGAUGGAAAAUCCCCAAGGACAGCAUACCUCACGGGAGAAAAACAAGCAGUCCAAAGUGAACAAAAUGGCUGAAUUAAAUGGAAGCCAAUCAUGGGGCAGCCCAAAGACCCCCAGAACACUUGAGAAGCAGCGGGAUCCAUUGGUGGCCUCUGCUUUCCUGAGAUCCUUUCUUAUUAUCUGGAAACAGCUUGAAGAGCUAAAGGAGGCAUGGGGCCGACUCAAACUGAGGGUGGCGGACAUCAACACAGUUGCUCUGUAUCAACAGUUUUUGGAGCUCUAUGGAGCUGAUAUUCUUUACCCUACCAUGAAAACCAUAGCCAGGGAGAUGGGUAAAGAAGAUGAAUUCGAAGGAGUUGUAAUAAGUUGUCGGUCUAUACUUCCUCCCAAAGGAGCUUCAGAAGUUGAAAUCAAAACCCACCAGCUUCAAAAACUUCUGGAAAAUCUAGAAAGCCAUAUGAUCCAUGAGGUGUUAAGAAAAGUUAACAAGGAAAUAGCCUUAGUUAUGUCAGAAAAGACUAAAGAAGACUGUGUCCUCCCUACAGAGCUCUGGAAACACCAAGUUAUGAAAGAAAAUGUGUCCAUUGUAAGGCCACAAAUAGUUGAAAUUUUUAUACAGCGGUUAAUGGAAGGUAACCAAGAGGGUGAGCUCGAGAUCACUUUUAAGAAAGACCACUUAGAGACAUGUCUCCUUUCUCUGGGUUGUGAUGUGAUGGCCAGAGAACGCAGCAACUUCGAGUCUUAUUCCAUGUUUUAUGAAAAUUUGUUGCAGCAGGCCCAUCAGAUGCUCUACCAGAAGGAACAAGAACUAAAUGCUGUAAGAACAGGUCAAAGUCCUCCUGAAGAAAAUAUUCAUCAGGUAGCAGGGUUCGUGCAGGACAUGAUCUUGGAAAUCACUGCUCUCAGAGCCAGACUCACGGAUCUAGAAGGUGAGAGUCUCAACCUCAAGGAAAAGAUAAGAAAAGAAGUCCAAGAGGAAUAUGAAGCAUUAGUUCGAGCCUUAUUUACAACCUGUUUGCACAUCAAAGAGAAAUUGGAUGAGCAUCAGUUUAAAAUGAGACAGAGAGUGUGCGAUCUCAUCAGUGAAGUGAGAAAAGAAGGGGUUGACAGUAUGAUUGAUUUAAAGAAAAAGAUGGGCUUCCGCAAAGUUGUUAAUGGAUCGAAAGAAAACUUAGUCCAAGAGCAGCUUCAAGCCUUACAGGAGGAAAACAGUCGCCUGGAGGAGCUGGUGUGCAAAGUGAAGACCAUAAGCCACUGGAAACUCAGUGUACAGCAGCAGCAGCUCCAGAGACAGCUGAGAAAUGCAGAGAAGGAAGCUACACAAAGUAAAAAAAAAUAUUUGCGAAUCAAGAUAUUGGCAGAACACAAGAGUAUUUUACUACAACAACAAUUACUGACUUUAAGGAAAGCUCUGGCCAGAUCUCAAGCAGGAAAUUUGAAGAUGGAGAAGCAGCUUGACAAGCAGAAACAGAUGUUGAAAGAAUUUGAAUACAAAAUGACCCAUGAAACUCUAAAUAGGCAGAAGUUGGAUGUAAUGAAAACAUCCAGAAUGGAGAAACUCUUGGAAGACAUGGAGAAGAAAGAACAAAGGCUCUGUCUUCUAACAGAGGAAGCAGAAAGGUCUUCUAAGAUGGGCCAACUCCAACAAAAGAAAAUUAAGAAAGAAAUGCAACAGAUAAGAAGUCAGCUUGCCCAAGAACAAAGUCUAAAGUUGGAUGCGUUCCAUCGUGUGGAUGAACUGCAGAGUCAACUUUAUGAUAUAGAAAGCAUAUCAACCCAAAUAAACUCACUGGGAGGUUUAUCAUCAUGGACGAAAUAUACUCGAAGUUCUGUCUCCACUCCAUGCAGAUAUUCCCAGCAAUGGCCUUUAAAGUCUGAUCCUAAAAGCAGUGAAAUGAAAAGGAUUCGAAGGCCAAGGACUGUACCCACUAAAUGCAGAAGAGGAGAGACUUGCUUACCCAAUGUGACCGAUAACUUUCAGCCAGCAGCUUUUCAAAUUCCUACUGCUCAGCAACCAACAUCCCUGCUCUGGCCUACACAAUGGUAGUCACAGCUACUUUU
Molecule: messenger RNA, 7360 nt
Organism: Dromiciops gliroides (monito del monte)
Lineage: Eukaryota; Metazoa; Chordata; Mammalia; Microbiotheria; Microbiotheriidae
Exons: 47
Coding region: 735-7346 (2203 amino acids)
Source: RefSeq, a predicted model, not a curated record